Molecule: messenger RNA, 3077 nt
Organism: Marchantia polymorpha subsp. ruderalis
Lineage: Eukaryota; Viridiplantae; Streptophyta; Marchantiopsida; Marchantiales; Marchantiaceae
Source: the annotation of a GenBank genome assembly
AUCAUCCUCCGACAAGAGUCAUCUCCUUACCCAGAAUCUCCGAUGGGUGGAAGAAAUAUCUUCUUCUCCGCAUGUCAAUAAGUGGCUCGAAUUCACAACCUCAGUCAGCAUGUUCAUCUUCAUGCCCCUCGAAAAAAUCAUGAGCAGACAGUACUCUUACAGCGAUUGAUGUUCUUCACAGGGUUCGAUGGAGACGACAUCGUGUCUGAGACUCAUGAAAAUUACCUCCAAUUGUGCACCCGUAGAGAAAUCAAUACACUGUAAAAAAUUGGAUCCGAUUGGCAAGGGAUUGAAUGUCGCACUUUGGCCUGAUAAUUCCCUGGGUUAUAGGUAGGUGCAGCUAUCAAUCGACACAUUGCGAGCUAAUGUGCAGAGAGCCGAGUGCCAAUCUACACUCUUGGCAUUUGUAGUGGGGAAAUCCUAUCAUAGAUCCCCUAAAAGAUUCAGAAACGUUCUGGAGCAGAAACAUGUUCUGAGCAGACCCAUUUCUCCUUGACCGUCAGGACGUUCAUGAAAUAGAGACGUAAAUAUCGUCUUUUGCUUUCAGAAUGGCAGGUCGGGAACGUGAAGGCAAUCACGCUUUUAUCAGAGUGAAAUUCCUGAAUGGUAACGGAGAAAUUAACAGAUACUACAGACGUCUUCAUGUGCUCGGCGAAGGUGGCUAUGGUAAGACCUACGAGGUUGAGCAAGUAAGAAAUGGACGAAGAUACGCCAUGAAAGUUCAAAAGUUCGAACGCGUUGCUCCUGGAGCUGUAGCCACUUCGUCGACUGAUCCAUUCGAAGAUGUGAGGAUAAUCUACAAAGAAAUGGUUAUUCUGAACUUAAUACUUCCUCGACAUAGGAAUAUAAUUAAUAUCAAGGACUUGCUGAUGAGCGUUGAUACAGUGUACAUUGUGCUAGAACUAUGUGCACGCAAAUGUCUCAGAAAUUUCUAUCCUAUCGCCAACAACAGAAGCGGGAGAAGAAUCUUCAAACAAAUAGUACAAGCAGCUCAUUUCCUCCAUCAGCAUGGCGUGAUACACAUGGAUUUGCACUCAGAGAAUGUUCUAUUCACCGAUGAUACCAUGACGGAAUCUAAGAUCAUAGACUUUGGUUUAGCUGUCUACAAACCAGAAUUAGCUGUAAGAGUUCACGCUAAUUUUAAUCAUCAUCAGUGGUUCGAUAUCGAUGACUUAAGCGGCCUCAUUCAAGACUACUCAGGACCCCAUGAAGAUAUACAAGCCUUGGGCCAUAUACUGCACUGCAUUCUGGCUGGAACCGAGGUAGACCCAGAACGGUUUGAACAGCCUCGCCCUGAAGCUGAAGCUGAAGGUGAAGGAGUGACUCCCGCCUACAUGCCAAGAAUGCACAUUUUUGACCGGGAGGCAAAGGAUUUGCUCGAACUGAUUGGCCCAGAGUAUUUCCGUCGUGGCGCAUUGCCAACUAUGGAUAGAGUCCUUACUCAUCCUUGGCUUGCAUAGAAGAAAAUAAACUAAGCCUGUCUUCCAGGGCUUCACAUAUGCCAUGUAUGAUAGUAAAACUUCGUUCCACACUGAUUUCACUUACUUCCUCAGGUAUUUCUCAUCACGCCCUUGAGGGAAACAGGGCACGAUGGGGAAUAUCCACAAAACGUCAGCACCUCCCAAGCAGAAGCUUUUCUUAAUGGUAUUUGGGACGAUGAGCAUGCCAAAACUGAAAUGUAAUGCCGCUCCAGAUCAUCCUUGACCAUGCAACAGCCCAGUCUAAGACAGAUCAAUAGAGCCCAGCCGAGAUCAUGGCCGCAGAUAAUAUCUCUAUUUUGAAAAGAACCUCUUGAGACAACCUGAACCUGUUACUGGAGGUGUGAGCACGAGGUAGCCAAGACUCUUAAACAUAACUUGAAUCCAGACAGUUUGGUUAGUUCUAUGCGAUGGACCUCGUGGUCUUUGCUACCAGAGUCAAAUAUGACAUCCUUUCAUGCCUUGGUGUACAUCUCGUGACGGUGUACAUACUCUGCACGGAGGAUGCCAGAUCUACGAUCUAUACAAAAGCUUUUGCAAGUUACAGCGGUCGUUAGACGCUUUUUUAGUCUAAGGGAAGUCAGAACAGGUAUCGAACCUAAGAUGAUUAAACUAAGAUCCUUAAAGUAGAGUAUGAAUAAAUAUAUUUUGGUAGAUCUCCAAAAAACCUGGAAGAUGCUGACAUCAACUUACAUCGAUCGGCUAAUACCAGGUCGAUGACAAUCUUUUCUGAAUUAAGUAAGCGAACUUUCGGUGAUCUGAAUCAGAUUGAUGAUCAUUAUUUAUCGAUAGUAUCCAUCACUAGGGGAAUUUUUAAGCGUAUCAGAAUAAACGGCUAGAUUGUCUUUCGGCACUGCAAGCUGAUUCUCAACCAAAACGUAAAUGUGCUCGAGACUAGGUGUAGCAGGCUAAAUAUGCGAUAUCCAGAUCCAGAUAUGGUGGAUAGGGCAAUCACAUUGGAAGAAAUUUGUGAAGCCCGAAAUCUUACUCAUAUCUGAAAAGGUUGAAACAAAUAUUCGGGAACUGAAUAUGAACUCGGGAGUUGGAGAUUCUCUUGGCUGCUCAACAGAUUUAUCCGGAUUCUAGGAUCUAAGAUGAUCGUUGUUGGGGACUGCGAGGCUUUGGGGAAUCCACAUAAGAACACAAAAUUUUUCACCCUGUAAAUUUUUAGUCUUGCUUCUUUAAUUUCAUAUCACAGAGCUAGCCAUUCUAUGCAGCACAAUAGAGCUGCAUAAUAUGGCUAUAAUGCAAAAAGCAGCGUGUCCCUAUUAUUGCAAUAGAGAUACAAGCGUUGCACUUUUCAACGUAGUACUCAUGUAUUCCAAAAGCUGCCACCGUCUCAUUUUUCCAAGAGUAAACUGCAUCUUGGGUUCGCAGUAUGUCUGAAGAUUCAUGGAGUGAGAAAUAUGUCAGUUUGUCUACAUGUAAGCAUUACCACGUUGGUUACAUUAUUAAGGAGACUAAAGUUUCGUAGAUAAUUAAAUUUCUCGGCACUCUCAACUAUGCGUCGAACUUUGUUAAGCAGCAGAAAACAUCAAGAUUAUCUAUGCAUUUAUGUGGCAAUCUAAGAACAAGAAUUAAAAUAACAAUAUUCCCUGA